Messenger RNA from Trypanosoma theileri, 2115 nucleotides. RefSeq lists its product as uncharacterized. The transcript has a single exon. Bases 1 to 2115 code for a protein of 704 amino acids. The record is from RefSeq and is a predicted model, not a curated record. NCBI's taxonomy places the organism in Eukaryota, Euglenozoa, Kinetoplastea, Trypanosomatida, Trypanosomatidae.
AUGAUCCUCAAUGAAGAAAGAAAAUCUGAGGAUAGCGCCUAUUGGCUUGCAGAGUUGAGGCAGUAUGAAGAAAAAAUUGCAAGGCUCACAGAAGCACUCGAGAGACGGAAUGAGGAAUUUGUUGCCGCAGAGGGAUCUCUUAUUAAGCUUAUCGACGAAAAUCUAAGUGGUGGUUCCCACUUUGCAACAUUGGUAGACUCAAGUAGAGCAACUAAUGAAAGAGAGCACAUUGACACUCUUUGCCAUCUACAAGAUGAAAUUAAAUUGAAUCGUCAAGGUCUUCAAGAAGCACAGAAGCACGAGCAGCUAACAGGAACAGUGUUAGCCCGCAUUACAUCAUUUAUUUCAGAGAAUGAUGAGGGAUGGGGACCUUAUCUAAGUCAUUUAAGAAUGGCUGUUGAGUGUUUUCAAAACAUCUGGAUUGAGAGUGAAAAACACAAUAAAAAGCUUAAAGAACGACUGAAAAUGAUUGUUGAUGAAAAGGAUAUUAACGACUCACUCUCUGGUUCCAGGAGGGAUCAACUCCAGUUCUCAUACAUAGAAAAAAAAAUGGCACCAUUGUUUGUAGAGGUAAAUAGAAAGACAAGAUAUCUUCUAGAGUGUAUUGCAGUGAUAACUGUAUCGCUUAAAAGAAAAAGAGAACUUUGUCUUAUGAAUCGUGAACACUUAGAAAAGGCGCAUGAAACAGCAAAUUUGCAACUUAAAAAGUACAGAAAUGUUUUAAAAGAUGUCGGACGCGCUCUUGACUCGGUUGAACAAGCAUUAUAUACUAUUCGCAUGACGAAUAACAAUAAAGAGAACUCAAGAGAUGAACUGCAGAAAGAACUUUUGAUUCUGGAGACCACUCCAAAUGCUAUGGAGUACGUAACAGCAAUUGUGGAGGCAGCAGUGAGGGAAAAAACAGAACUCAUGGUGUUAAACCAAGCUUUAGAGGAAGCAAGAAGGAUAUCGCAAAAGGUAUUAAGUAUGGAGAAAGAGGUCCUUGAAUCUGCAAAAACUCAAACGAUUGCCCUUGAAGGUACACAACAUACUCUUAGUAAACUUCAGGAAUCCCUUCUUAUUUUGGAAAAAGAAAAGAUAGAGCUCCAAGAGCGGAUAGAAGCCAAUCAUGAUAUGAAACAGAAGCACAGUCGUGAAGUGGAAGGUCAAAAAAAAAUAAUGAAGGAAAUUCAAAAAGAAUAUGAGGAAAUUGAAGAAAGUAAAAGAAUGUUUGAAACAGAAGCAAAACCUUUCUAUAUAUCGUUAAAUGAGACAAAAAAGCAGAUAGAGAUUCUUAGAUCUCAACUUGAGUCUAAGACAAGCAGAAAAGCAAUGCUUUACGAUGAAAAAAAAAUGGUUGAAGAUAAUAUAAAGCAAUUGAAAUCUGACUGCGAACGUUCCCGUACCGAUAUUAUUGAAAUGCACAGAGGUAUACUAACGCUAAAGCAGCAAAAAGAAGAAGCCUCAAGAUAUCUGAAGUAUGUUACUUCUCUUGUGUCAGAUUCGGUGGUCUCAGUACCUUCUAUGCCUUUUACCCAUCAACAGGAGAUGUCAAAAAACCACGGAGAGGAGAGUCUCCGUGAGUUGAUAAUUGUGAAGAAUAGGACUCUAGUAGAAAAGGCUCGAAGAGAACAACGGCAGUCUCUUACUGUAAGAGGGCCCUCCAUAAGCAGUAGAAUAGUUCCCAAUAAAUCAUACGAUGGUUUUGUCACUGACAAAUAUGACGUAAAGUAUCCAUUAUCUUCUUCUAUGACACAACAGCCACCACAUGCCACAAACUCUUUGACUCCUGUAGUUGUUAAUUCUGUAUCCGCGCAUUAUUCCUCAGAUGUUGUAGCAGGGGAAUCACGUGAAGCAUCGGUCUUCCUUACUAAAGAAGAGCAUCCUUCCAGUACAACUAGUCGAAUAAUAAGAAAAUCACCAGAAGAGUAUUUAUUUACUUUUCCAAGUACAUCUGUUAUUCAUGCACCUAAUGUGAAAAUUGGAAGCAACCCCCUUGGAAGAAUCGAGGGAUCAUCAAUGAUGCCUUCUUCUGAACCUCAAAUUUCUUGGAAUAGAGAUGAAAAUAAGGAAACGUCAUCCACUAUUGCAAGCAUCAAUCUUCGUUUGCAUGAUAUACUUAACCGUAAGUAUUGA